AUGCAGCCACUUGAUAUCGAUCAAGAUUCAAUCGAGGUCGACAGUUACAUGUUCCAGUCUGUUGGAGCAGAAGGCAUUCAGUACCUUGCCAAAGCAAUGAAUUUGCCUUUGUUUCAGUCAAAAAUACAAAGAAAGGCAGAAUGUUGUUCUCUCUCCUACGAAGUUACGACAAAUGAUGAAGUGGAAGAUCUGUUUGAAUUAUUGUCAGUGGUUCGGGAUAAGUUUGAUAAUAUCGGUGGCUUGGUUACUGGUGCAAUUUUAUCUAAUUACCAGCGCGAACGAAUCGAGAAUAUCUGUGAGAGGUUGUCGUGGGUUUCGCUUGCAUACCUUUGGCGAAGAGACCAGAAGGAACUUUUACUUGAUAUUGUCGGCGCUGGAAUAGCAGCAAAAAUCGUAAAGGCAUGUAUAGCCGCAUUCGGUCUAAAUAUUGAGUGUGAUUUAGGGUCAUGGAUUGCUGACUUUGUUCCCCAUGUCUUUCUUCUCGCCGAUGACCCAAGUUGUGGAUUGAAUCCUUGUGGUGAAGGGGGUGAAUUCGAAACCUUUACUUUUGAUUGUCCACUUUAUGUUAAAAGAAUCGUGCCAAUGGAACAACCGAAGGUUUUGAUUCACUCCAGUGACCCCUUUUCGACCGUCGCUUACCUGCGUUAUAAAGGCUUUCGUUUAGAAAACAAAGAGGUUUCCGACAUAAGACUCACCAAAGAAGCCUUGUUGAAAAUUGAAAAUGAGGUUUUAGUCGGUGAUAAGGUUGUCCAUAGGCGUCCCUUUAUUUCUAACCUGGAACGAUUAGCCAAGCUCAGUGACGAAGUCGCCUCAGAAAUAUCCUGCGAUAUAUCCAGCUCAAAACAUAAUGAAUUUCCCAUCGACGAUGCACUUCUCGCAGCACCCGUUAUUAAUUCGCCCGGAAUCCGUUUAUUCCAUGGUGGCCUUCUUUUGACAGCCACGUGUGUGGGUGUAUCAUAUUUGAUAUCUUUAUUAGGUGGUGCCGGCCUAAAGCCUGACCAAUUGAUUCACUACCAUGUGACAACAAACGCCGAUUUAUCAGAUCCCAAUAUAGCUACUACAAUUAGUGAGCCUCUUAAACUUCUAUUUGACACUCCGAGUGUUAGGAAGCGCCGCGUCGGAAACGCUCCACCCAGUCAAGUUUGUAUCUCAUCUCAUUGGCCUGUUGAAGCGCUGAAUCUUAUCCGCGACGUUCGGCUGUUGCCAGAAAUCACAGAAAGGGAGCUGAUCGUUGUCGGGUUAUCUGGUAUUGCUGUCGCUGGUGGGACAGAGACAACAAUCAUCGACGUAAUGCGAGUAAGAUCAUUGUCUCACUGGGCUCCUGCUGUCGUGGCACCUCACAGCCAAGCAGUGCGCGUCGGUUCACACUGUAUUUUCGCUGGACAGGUCGGUAUUAUGCCUGAAACUCUACAGUUGCCGCCCAUUUCAGUGGAAAGCCCCGUUGAUCACCUGCCCCUUCAUAUCGAUCAACAGUGUUGGCUGGCUCUUCGUCAUGUUCACAGGGUCAUGAAGGUAAGAGUAAGCCUUUCUUCAAAAAACCCACUGGUGGGAUUUCUGUAA
Molecule: messenger RNA, 1560 nt
Organism: Mesocestoides corti
Lineage: Eukaryota; Metazoa; Platyhelminthes; Cestoda; Cyclophyllidea; Mesocestoididae
Source: the annotation of a GenBank genome assembly